GUCUAGUAACACAGAAGCAUUUUGAAUAAAACAUUGAAAUAAUUAUGACUUUGUAAUUGAUACUUAUUUGUUACGCUAUAAAGACAUGCCAACUACUAUCGUUUCAGAAAGGGGAAUUUCUUUUCAACACCUCCAAAUAUCUCUUCGACUCAGAGAAAAAGACCUUAAAAAAGCCUUGGAGAAAUAUGUCCCCCAAACCGAUGUCCCAUUCUAGAUGGACUGCAUCUCCUAGACCACUAUUCAAUACAACAUUCGACCAAUAUGUUUAUACUUUAGAAAUACUGAAAACCACAGCGUUUGAUACGUUUGACCUCGUAAGAACACUUCCGUCAGAUGAAAAAGCUGUGAGAAUGAAUGACAUCAACAUUAGAGGCAUGCACAUGAAAAGCUCAGGUCGUAAAUCUAACCGGUCAAAACUGAGGUCAGUCCAACAAAGCAGACGUCGCCGGAACACUGUGCAGGACUACUACCCACAAAGCAGACGUCGCCGGAACACUGUGCAGGACUACUACGUCGACGUGGUGGCGAUGAUUGACUACAAACGCUACUCCAAGUUCUUAUCACAAGCCAGCUACAAUAACUUCGCGGCAAUGCAGAAUAUUCUAGAGUACUAUGCUUUUGUGUUUAGCGGGAUGGACAUGCUGUAUGAAGGCAUCAAACAUCCAGAGUACACGAUUCAUAUUCUUCUGAGUAAAAUAUACGUUCUUCAGACGGUCACUUCUUCAAGUUUUAUUGAAAAGAACGCUAGUUACGAUGAGACGAAUGGGGACAUAGUGUUAAAAAAUCUACGAGUAUUUAACAUCGGCGCUGGGCGGAGCAUCGUUGGCAAUUAUGAUCACGUGAUGCUGUUCACUGGUUAUGAACUCUUCUCAGAGGACAGUAACAAUGAUAAACGCAAUAUCUUAGGGGUUGCUUAUGGUGGAACUAUUUGUCGAACAGACGGGAAGAGCUCUUCUGUAAUAGAAGAUCGCCAAGGCUAUUCUACCUGUAUAUAUACGGCAGCACAUGAACUGGCACAUGGCCUCUCAGCCCUUCACGACGGAGAUGACAAUCCCUGCAACGCAUCAGAGAGAUACAUUAUGGGUUCUCUUGAUGCGGAAAAAAGGCCUGGGACAGAGUAUAAUCCAUGGCUAUUCUCUCCAUGCAGUGUCAGUUACUUUACCAGCUUAUUGAAGGAAAAGUUGAACACCAGUCGAGGUUACACCUGUCUCGUCUACGCUAUCGAAGCAUCAGCAGACAUUCCAGAUGUAUCUGAUAAACUAUUGGGCCAGUUGAUCAAACCUGAUCAACAGUGUCAGCAGUUUUAUGGAAAUGAUUCCAUGUAUUGCAGGGCUUCCGAACCUAAAAGCUCUGUCACUGAAAUCUGCCUGGCAAUGUCAUGUGCAGAUAAUUUAAGAGACAUUUGUAUCCCGCAGAUAGCCCUCAUGGGAACAUCAUGUGGCGAUGGAAAGAUCUGUAUGAAUGGAAAAUGUGUCAGCGACCCAUACGCUCCUCAACUUGAUGAAAACUGUGCAUUUGGAGACAAACCGGAUAAAACUUGCGAAUGGUAUAUCCAUGGAUUUAUAGGCCACUGUUACUCUUCUGUUAACUAUCAACUAUGUUGUAACACGUGUAACAAUGUGUCUAGGCCUGUGAAAGGCUGUGAAUACGGAGACAGAAGCAUGGAUUGUACACAAGAUCACUGCUUGGAUUCUAAAGUGGAUUGCUGCGGCACGUGUAACUAUGGCACACCCUUUACCCCAACGUACAGCACCAGAAGAAGCACACCUAAAAGAUUAGCCACGACAGUCAAUCCCCUUGUAAUAUUCACUUCAACUAAAGGAUGUGAACCAGGAGAUCAAGACUUGAUACCAGAACUGUGCACUAACUUUAGCGUCUGCCUGAUACAGCCAGCACAGUGCUGUCACUACUGCUCGUUAUAUCACACGUCUACAACUGCAAGUACCACCACAACGAGACCAUUGAUACCACCCACUUCACCCAAAACUAAAUGUGAACCGGGAGAUUUAGAUUUGAAACCAGAACAAUGUCUUAACCCUAGUGUCUGCAAGACACAGCCAUUACAGUGCUGUAACUAUUGCUCGCUUUAUUUCAAAAAUAAAUCAAUGACUACACCAACGAUACAAUUUACUACACCCACUUCACCAAAAGAAUGUGAACCAGGAGAUCUAGACUUGAGGCCAGAACUGUGCACUAACACUAGUGUCUGCCAGACAAAUUCAUCACUGUGCUGUCACUAUUGCUCGUUACAUUACAAGUCUGCAAAUACAAGUACCACACAAUUAACGUCCCCCAACGAGUGUGUACUAGGAGAACCAGAUUUAAGUCCACAGCUGUGUACUAGCCCAAGUAUCUGCCAGACACAACCAUUGAUGUGCUGUAAAUAUUGUUCUUCCCGUGACAAUUCUGCCAGCCGUCUCUCAUUAUACACUCUUUGGAUAGAGAUCUAUAUUAUUCUAUAUUGUUGUUUUUUGCAUUGCGUUCUAUUAUUAUAUGUCUAUUAGGUAGAUAAGUACAAAUGUCUAUUUGGAAGACAAAUUACAAAUGUCUAUUAGGUAGCUAAAGUAGAAAUGACUAUUAGGAAGAUAAAGUACUUAGUAGCCCGAGUAGGUCUACUCCACUGAUAUCCCCUUGUUCAAUAUUUUACUAGAUUCUAGAUUAUAUAGAAUAUAUAAAUACUACAACAAGCUAGUUUUAGCUUUUGUCCCCACAACGAUAUCAAUCAUAAUGAAGCAAUCGUUGGUGUACUGUGUAUGAAAUAAUUUUAGUUUUAUAGACCUCUAAUAAAACGUGGCUUUGAUAAUUCAAUUGAGGUAAUUGAUAAUUUGCAUGCUUUCGGACGUCCUCUUCUAAUAAUACUGGAUCUUAAGAUAAAUUGUGUUGCUAGUUGUUUUUUUUUUCAUUAAACGAUUUCAAGUUCUUUAUAUAAUGUGUGUUGCCUUUUCCAUUUAUAAGUUAUUCUACAGUUACUGCACUUAUAACGACUUGUU
This is a messenger RNA of Biomphalaria glabrata, 2990 nucleotides long. RefSeq names its product A disintegrin and metalloproteinase with thrombospondin motifs like. The record is from RefSeq and is a predicted model, not a curated record. Gene Ontology annotation, molecular function: metalloendopeptidase activity. NCBI's taxonomy places the organism in Eukaryota, Metazoa, Mollusca, Gastropoda, Planorbidae. The coding region runs from base 186 to 2504 and encodes 772 amino acids. Gene Ontology annotation, biological process: proteolysis. The transcript has 16 exons.